Penicillium cosmopolitanum is the source of this 1317-nucleotide messenger RNA. RefSeq lists its product as uncharacterized. Gene Ontology annotation, biological process: transmembrane transport; nucleobase transport. Gene Ontology annotation, molecular function: nucleobase transmembrane transporter activity. The record is from RefSeq and is a predicted model, not a curated record. The transcript has 5 exons. Bases 1 to 1317 code for a protein of 438 amino acids. Gene Ontology annotation, cellular component: plasma membrane. NCBI's taxonomy places the organism in Eukaryota, Fungi, Ascomycota, Eurotiomycetes, Eurotiales, Aspergillaceae.
AUGAUCCUAAGCCAGUGGCAAUUCUGGUUGUGUGUUUGGAUUGGCUAUACAAUCGCAGCUCUUUUUGUAUUCUUGAUGGGCCGCAUUACAUCUAUAUACCGCAUACCAUUUACUGUGACUCAUCGAGCCUCUUCCGGCAUUUGGGGCUCAUUCUGGCCUAUCUUCAAUCGUGCGGCGAUGGCUGUUAGUUGGCAUGGUGUACAAGUAGGUUACCCUUCUGGUGAGUGUCUGACCUUGAUGAUACAAUCAAUUUGGCCAAGUUAUGGGAACCUUCCAAACACAAUCCCAGAAGGAGCAGGGAUUACCACAAAACAAUUUGUAAGCUUCUUCCUGUUCUGGCUUGGAUCACUUCCUGCUUUGUGGUUCCCAAUCUACAAGAUCCGACACCUCUUUACGGUGAAGGCAUACUUUUCUCCAUCAUGUGCAAUCGCAUUCUUUGCUUGGGCAAUCGCCCGGGCGCAUGGGCUCGGUCCCAUAGUGACGCAGUCCAGCACCGCUCACGGUAGUGCCUUUGGCCUUAGCCUCUGUAAAGAGUAUCAUGAACUGCAUCGCAAAAUUUGCUGCCUUGAUCGUCAACAACCAAGAUUUUACCAGAUAUUCUCGCAAACCUCAGGACGCACUAUGGCCUCAGCUUUUAACUAUUCCAGUGGGCUUCGCUAUUACCUCGUUCAUCGGCAUUAUUGUCUCACCCUCCUCGAGUGUCAUUUUUGGGCAAGCCGUGUGGAAUCCAUCGAUCCUUUUGGGUAUCUUGGAACCAACAUUGCCGCAAAUUCUGUAUCUGCAGGGACUAAUCUUACUGCACUUCUUCCACGAUUUUGCACUAUCCGACGGGGUGGAUACCUAUGUGCUGCAAUUGGCCUCGCUAUGUGUCUUUGGACCCUUGUCUCCUCCUCUAGCAACAUUACUCUUUGUCUUUCUGCAUAUUCUGUCUUUCUUUCCGCCAUUGCAGGUAUCAUGGCCAGUGACUACUACCUUGUACGCAAGGGGUAUCUUGAUAUCGAAGAUCUCUAUUCCGCCCGAAAAAACAACCUCUACUAUGGAAUUCAUAGUAUUUCUUGGCACGGUUAUGCCGCCUAUUUCUGCGGCUUACUCAUUAAUAUCGUUGGCUUCGCCGGUGCUGUUGGGGUUGAUAUUCUAGUUGGGGCCCUCUACAUCUACAAUGUGAAUUAUUUCUCUGGGUUUCUCGUGUCGGGCGCGGUAUAUUGGCUCCUGGCUUGGCUGGUCCCAAUCUCAGGGACAAGCGUCACAUGGAAUGAGAUUCCGUAUGAGAUAAGCUCCGUACCAGAUUUGGAUGAAAAGAAGGUUGAAGAAGUCUAA